This is a messenger RNA of Nicotiana tabacum (common tobacco), 1067 nucleotides long. The record is from RefSeq and is a predicted model, not a curated record. NCBI's taxonomy places the organism in Eukaryota, Viridiplantae, Streptophyta, Magnoliopsida, Solanales, Solanaceae.
CUUGUUCUUUGCUACUUAUUGCAUCACUGCAUGCAUAAUGCAGCCCUUCUAUUUUCAUGCAUAUAUGUUCUUUGAAUUACUUCUUCUUUUUCAAAUGAUUUGAUUUUCCAUCUGAGUUUUCACUUUGUGGGAAGUGUAAAAUAGCUUUUUUAAUAGUCUUUUGGUUAAAUUAUAGGAUAGACAAGUAUAUCCAAACGGGAUUCAUCAUUUUGAUACAACUUCUAUCCUGGAAUUAGCUAAUACCUAUAACCAAAUAUGGGAUAAAUACAAACCCAAAUUCUAUCCCGGGAUAGUAUCCUUAGGGUUUUUUAUUGAUAUAAUGGAUAUAUGUAAUUUUGGGGUUUUGUUAAUAGAAAGGAGUUUCUAAAACAAAAGUUGUUAUUAUGCUUCCGAUAAUUAAUUUGUAAUCUAUUUUCAGUCCUGGGGUCACCAUGUCCGAUUCAGUGGAGGAAAUUGUUCCUGAUUCUUCAGCGAAAGAGGUGCAAGGGACCGUUGAUUACCGUGAUUAUUCUUCUUCAUCAUCCACCGACGGCGAUGAUUUUCGACGCCCCACCAACGAUCAGAAGCCUCAUCUCUUUGGCCGCCAGAAACCUGUCCAUGCCGCCCUAGGCGGUGGCAAACCCGCUGAUAUUUUGCUGUGGAGGAACAAGCAGAUUUCAGCAGGGAUGCUUGCUGCUGCAACUGUAAUAUGGCUGCUCUUCGAAUGGAUUGGUUAUCAUUUGCUCACUUUUAUUUGCCAUUCUCUCAUACUUACCUUGGCCAUCUUGUUCUUUUGGUCAAAUAUCUCCCACUUCGUCAAUAAGACUCCUAUGGAAUUUCCAGAGAUAGUACUGCCAGAGAAAUUGUGGACUGAGGUUGCUCUCCUGUUGAGGGACAGAUUCAACUGGGCAUUUAGUGUCUUCUGGGAAGUGGCUUCUGGAAAGGAUUUGAAGAAGUUCCUAUAUGUACAAAUCUCUCACUACCCUCAGCUUUGUGUUAUCUAUACUUUCAUUUCAUGUAUGUUUCUCAAGUGCAACAUCCUAUGUAGUGGCGAAGCCAGGAAUUUCAUCUUGGGUGUUCAAACUUGA